AUGGAGGAGGCAGAGCACCGUAACGAUAUCCAACAUGCGGGGGUGCAGUACAUCCUGGACUCGGUGGUGGAUCAGCUGCUGAAGAAUCCCGACAGGAGGUUCAUCUACGUGGAGACGGCGUUCUUCUUCCGCUGGUGGAAACAGCAGAGCUCCAGUGUCCAGCAGACGGUCAAACAGCUGGUGGAUGAAGGUCGUCUGGAGUUUGUGAACGGUGGCUGGUGUAUGAGCGACGAGGCCACGACCCACUACAGCGCCGUCAUCGACCAGAUGACCAUGGGCCUGAGGUUCCUCAACGAGACGUUCGGGCCCUGUGGUCGUCCCAGAGUGGCCUGGCACAUCGACCCGUUUGGCCACGCCCGGGAACACGCCUCCAUGUUUGCACAGAUGGGAUACGACGGCUUCUUCUUCGGUCGCCUCGACUACCAGGACCAGGCUCGCAGGAGGAUGGCGAAGGAGCAGGAGCUCCUGUGGCGAGCGUCUGACAGCCUCACCCCGCCCAUGGCUGAUCUCUUCACCGGAAUCCUUCCCAACGGUUACAACCCCCCUGAGGGCUUCUGCUGGGACCAGCUCUGUGACGACCCCCCAAUCAGAGACGACCCGGACCUGGAGGAUUAUAACGUUGACGAUGUGGUGACGCGCUUCCUCACCAUGGCCAACUAUCAGGCCGGCGAGUACAAGACGAAUCACAUCAUCAUGACCAUGGGCUCCGACUUCCAGUAUGAGAACGCCAACCUGUGGUACAAGAACCUGGACAAGCUCAUCCACUACGUCAACGCUCAGCAGGCGAACGGCAGCAAAGUCAACCUGCUCUACUCCACCCCCUCCUGUUACCUCCAGGAACUGCACCGAGCAAACCUCACCUGGGCUUUGAAGACGGACGACUUUUUCCCCUACGCAGACAGCGCUCAUGAUUUCUGGACGGGCUUCUUUACGAGCCGACCGGCCCUGAAACGCUACGAGAGGGUCAGCAACAGCAACCUGCAGACGUGUAACCAGCUGGAGGUGCUCGGUGGACCGGUGUCCACGAAGGGACCCUUCGGGGGAGGCGACAGUCAGACCUUGAAGGAAGCCAUGGCGGUGGCUCAGCAUCACGAUGCCGUGUCGGGCACAGAGAAGCAGCACGUAGCUAACGACUACGCCCGGCGGCUCGCUAACGGCUGGCAGCGCUGUCAGGUUGUGGUCAGUAACAGUCUGGCUGCUCUGAGUCGCUCGUCUGCUGAACGGAUCUACUGUGACAACCUCAACAUCAGCGUGUGUCCUCUCACCGAGUCCAGCAAAGAGUUCUCAGUCAGUGUGUACAACCCUCUCGCUCGCCCCGUCACCUGGCCCGUACGGCUGCCUGUGAACGGAACAUCGUACUCGGUGUCUGACGCUAAAGGCGAAACUGUGGACUGUGAGGUGGUUUCGGUGUCCAGAGCCACUCGAGAGGUGAGGAAGAACCGGGGCUUCGCCAUCAACGAGCUGGUGUUCCAGGUUCGAGCUCCUCCUCUGGGCUUCAGCACCUACUCCGUGUCCCUGCUUCAGGACGGGCCUCCACCCGCCCCCACACGGCCCCGCACUCCUGCAGCGAUCCAGAACAAGUUCCUACGUGUGACCUUUGACCCAGACACCGGCCUCUUGAGCAGCCUCAGCAACCUGGAGACCAAACAGAGCAUCAAGCUCACGCAGAAUUUCUACUGGUACAACGCCAGUGACGGCAACAACUCUGAGAGUGACCAGAUGUCAGGAGCCUACAUCUUCAGACCCAACUCGUCCACACCUUUCAUCAUCAGCCGGACGGCCAAGACGGAGACGGUGCAGACGUCUGUGGUGCAGGAGGUGAGGCAGUGGUUUUCUCCCUGGGUCUCUCAGGUGGUUCGACUCUACACCGACAGCAGAGCUCUGGAGCUGGAGUGGACGGUCGGACCUCUGCCCAUAGAAGACAGCCUGGGGAAGGAGGUGAUCACCCGUCUAGACACCAGUAUUCAAACCUCUGGAUUUUUCUACACCGACUCCAACGGCAGGGAGGUGCUGCAGAGAAGGAAAGACUUCCGCCCCACGUGGAACCUGAAGCAGUCGGAGCCCAUCGCUGGAAACUACUUCCCCAUCAACUCCCGUGCAUUCAUCAGGGAUGAUGUCGAUCAGCUCACUGUGGUGACCGACCGCUCUCAGGGAGGAGGAAGCAUCCUGAACGGCUCCCUGGAGAUCAUGCUCCACCGCCGGCUGUUGUACGAUGAUGUCCGCGGCGUUGGCGAGCCUCUCAACGAGACCUCCAAAAUCUUCCCACAAGGGCUGGUGGUCCGCGGCCGCCUCCUGCUCUCUCUCGAGCGCCCACCGGUCGCUGCUGACACACACCGCCCCCUGGCACAGGAAGUAGUUCUGCAGCCGCUGCUCACAUUCACUGACGGACAGCUGAGCCCCGACACUCGACUGGAGUUCUCAGGUCUUCAGGCUGCACUGCCCCCUGCUGUUCACCUCCUGACACUGACACAGUGGGACAGAGACUCGGUGCUGCUGAGGCUGGAGCAUCAGUUCCAGAGCUGGGAGAGCAAAGUGAACUCCCGACCCGUCACCGUCCACCUGCAGUACUAG
Paralichthys olivaceus (Japanese flounder) is the source of this 2571-nucleotide messenger RNA. The record is from RefSeq and is a predicted model, not a curated record. NCBI's taxonomy places the organism in Eukaryota, Metazoa, Chordata, Actinopteri, Pleuronectiformes, Paralichthyidae.